Molecule: messenger RNA, 1851 nt
Organism: Naegleria gruberi
Lineage: Eukaryota; Heterolobosea; Eutetramitea; Acrasida; Naegleriidae
Exons: 3
Coding region: 1-1851 (616 amino acids)
Source: RefSeq, a predicted model, not a curated record
AUGGGUCAAACAAUAACUGCACCAUUAUGUUCUCUAACACUAUUCCUCAUCCUUCUUUCUCAUUGUUUCGUAUUGUCAUCAGAAAUUGCCUCCUUUCAGUCAGUUUCGUUUCCAGUUCUCAAUGCAAACAUUUUCAAACCAGUUCAAGUUAAGAAUUUCGUUUUCAUUCCACCUUACGAUUCUCCAAGCUUGGAUUUCUGUGCACCAUUCGAUGAGAAACAAAAUUCCUCAGUAAAAUUACUUGUAAGCAAAGUUUCUCGAUCCAAGUUUCCAACACAAAACAUGAUUGAACGAAACUGUUUCAGAUAUUUUUGCACUCUAUCUAACGAAACAUCAUAUGAGCAUUAUAAUGCAACUCAGAGAAUGUCAAAGAAUGAAUUAUAUAGAAGUGAAUUUGCUUUCCUUUUUAAUUAUUGUUUCUUAUGCAAUAGUUCAGAGGCAAGAACCUUCAGAGAGGCCAUUUCCACUACAGAAAGGCCUACGUGUAGAGAGUUUCCCUCCACACAUCAUCAAAUGGUUUCACUCAUGAAUGAACAUUGCAUUUCUGCUUCUGGCUUACAGAAUGAAAAUAAUUUAACUCAACCAAAUAUGGAUUAUUCAAAUAGUGGAAAGGGAAUACAUUUUGGUAUAAUGGAUGCUCGAUUUUUUGAGGCAACUAGUGUUUAUUCUCAAACUCUUGCCAAGAUUAUACCUAAAGAUUGGUCAACAGACAAUUUGGCUUAUUUUUUCAAGUCAAUGUUUCCAAUAGAGUCAACAGGAUCACAAUUUACAUCAAGUGAAAUGCCAAUGUUCUGCCAUUGUGGUAAAACCAAUGAUUUUUCAUUUAGAUGUUAUGACGUUAAUCACAUGUUUCUAACUCCGUACAGAUACCAAACGUCACCAAUCAUUUUCCUAUUCUUUUCCAUCGUGUCAAGUAUUUUCUUUGUUUUGGGAGUUGUCAUUCCAAGAUGCAAGGUAACAUUCUCAAUAUUAACUCAAAAACCAGAUUUCAAAAAGGAUGAAAAUUUCUAUUUUGGAACUUCUGAAGCAACUCAUAUCAUUCUCAGAUAUUUGAGAGCUAUUUGGUUGAUUACAUUUGGUGAUAUCAAAUUCCAUUCGAUAUUUUGGAAUUCACUCCUCUUGAUUUUAAUGUACUUGGUAGAAAUUACCUACUUUGCAAGAGCAUUCACUGAACCAAUUUUGAAUUUCACAAUUGAUGACACAGGUGGAACGAUUAGAGCAAUUGCAUUCGUGUCAUUGGCAUUGUGUUUCAGUUCAAUGAUUGUCCAUUGGAGUCAUACUUUGGAUUUAAUUAAGAAAGCCAAGUCUAAGGGAGCUCUUUCCAUUUUGAAUAGCUCAAUUACUUUAUCAUUUUACUUGUUCAUGAUUGCAUUCUUGGUGGUUGGAUUGAUUGUGGCUGUGGUCACGAAUGUAUUGUCCAUGUUUUUCUUUUUCCUUUCUAUAUUGUAUACUACCUUGUCAUUAAUAUUUUGUGUUGUUUUCACACUGGUUGGCGUGACUAUUCUUAUUAGAUUGAGAAAAGGAAAGACAAAUGUGAUUGGUGUCAAGUUGACUAAAUCUACCAUGGUAAUGAAUGCUAUUAAUUUCUUACUAGUCUUGUCAACAGGUAUUUCAAUGCCAACAUUUUUCAUUGGAUGGGACAUUUUCAGUGUGGAAUUGGGGUUAUUAAGAGGAACUGUCUUUGACAUCUUUUUGCUAUUGGCCUCUAACUGUGUCACUUACAUUUUGUACACUCCAUUAGAAGGUAAAACUGUUUAUGGAGAGACAUGUAGUGAUACAGUUCAUAGAAUUCUCAAUUGUGAAUUGUCCUAUCGUUCCUCAAGAGGAAGGUACAGAAAUGAUGGAGGUUAG